This is a messenger RNA of Metarhizium brunneum ARSEF 3297, 14517 nucleotides long. The record is from RefSeq and is a predicted model, not a curated record. Lineage: Eukaryota; Fungi; Ascomycota; Sordariomycetes; Hypocreales; Clavicipitaceae.
AUGGACCGACAUGAGUUAUCAGUCUACAACCCAAACCCUCAACGUCUUGCUGGACCACAAUUGCUGCAUCAUCUAGUCACUUCUCCCAAUGAAGCAACAGCAAUAGAAUUCUUGUCUGGUAAUGAACAAACAUCAAUAUCUUACAAGGAAUUGCAUGAUGCUUCCGACCGUCUUUGCCACUCUAUGGAAGCUCUAAUUGCAGAGUCCCGAGACAUUGAGACGGAUACAGUCAUCCCUGUGCUAAUACCUCAAUCUCUUCAUCUAUACAUCUCUCUUUUGGCGAUACUCAAGGCCGGGGGUGCCUUUUGUCCCUUAAAUGCUGACGCGCCUCCUGAGCGAGUCAAGUUUAUCUUGAAAGAUGUAUCCGCCAAAGUUGUGCUUGUAACACGAGAGCUUGCCCACAGGAUACCUGCAGAAUGCAAUGUCAAAGUCAUUCAAGUGGACACGCAAAGCUUCGAAUCCGAGCACGAACGAGAGCCGUCUUUCAAAGUAGACCCUGAACGAUUAGCCUAUGUCAUGUACACAUCAGGCUCUACUGGAACCCCAAAAGGAGUUGGCUUAACCCACAGCGCGGCAACCCAGGCUCUGCUAGCUCACGAUCGACAUAUUCCUGAGUUCAGGCGAUUUCUACAGUUUGCUGCACCUACUUUCGAUGUGUCCGUCUUUGAGAUAUUCUUUCCUCUUUUCAGAGGCAGCACUCUCAUCUCCAUAACCAGGGAAGAGAUGCUCGAUGAUCUUCCUGGAGUCAUGCGCCGAAUGGACGUUGAUGCUUGUGAAUUGACUCCAACAGUCGCAGGAAGCCUCUUGAAGAAGAGGGAAGCCGUACCGAAACUCAAGCUGCUACUGACUAUCGGCGAAAUGCUUAAAAUGCCUGUUAUACAAGAGUUUGGCGGCAGUAGCACCCACGAGAGCUUGUUAUGGGCCAUGUAUGGGCCUACCGAAGCUACCAUCCAUUGUACUCUGCAAACCUCACUCCCAUCUGAGUCGUCCCCGGGCAGCAUUGGAGUGCCGCUUGACACUGUGUCCUGCUUCAUAAUCAAGCCUGCUGAAUCAGCAGACGAUGCUCAAGACUUUACUCUUCUUCCCCAAGGUGAAGCAGGAGAGCUUGCCGUAGGAGGCUUUCAGCUGGCCAGAGGCUACAUCAAUAGACCGGAGCAAACCUCGUCUGUCUUCAUUGACUCUCCCUACGGAAGAGUUUAUCGGACUGGAGACAGAGCAGUAAUGAAGCCUGAUGGCACUCUCGAAUGCCUUGGUCGGUUGUCAGAUGGUCAGGUAAAACUUCGUGGGCAGCGUAUCGAGCUCGGGGAAAUCGAGCAUGCUGCGCUGAGAACUGCAGGAUGUCAUGGUGCUAGCGCUGCAGUGAUCGACUCUCAAUUGGUGCUCUUUUGCUCUGUGGAACAAGGAGUGGGUGAAGACGACAUCCUGUUUAGCUGUAAAUCGUGGCUACCUCGAUAUAUGGUUCCAAGUGAACUUGUCAUAAUGACAGAAUUUCCUCGACUACCUAGUGGUAAAGUUGAUGCAAAAAAACUAAAACACAACUUUUCAGAGAAAAAUACGACAAAGAAUAUGGCCGUGGAUACUUUGAAUGAGCCCACAGAGCAGGAGAAAGCAGCACUGAACAUCAUUUCGGAGACUUUGCAUCGGUCCGUCAAUAUUGGCUCUACGUUAACGUCUGUCGGUCUGGAUUCUCUAUCAGCAAUAAGAUUGGUUUCUGCCUUUCGGCAGAAGGGUUAUGAGAUUUCAGUUACCAGCUUGCUGAAAUGCCGCACAGUAGCUGAUUUAUGCACCAGCUUACAGAAAGCCCCUGAAACAUCAUCGCAACGUAACGAAACACAUGCCCCAUUACUCGACUCAAGAUCAAUAUCUGAGCAGCACCCGUUACUAGCUGGUCUUAGCCAGUUGGUGGAAAAUUGCAUGGAAUGCACGCCGUUGCAGCGGGCAAUGCUGGCUCAAACAGAACACAAUCCGGAGCUUUAUUGCAAUGAAAUGCUCUUCGAAGCUUCGUUCAACGUAACACCACAGGCACUAUUUAAGGCAUUUGAAGCAGUUGUACAAUCCAACCAGAUUCUCAGAACGGGCUUUCUCCAUCGGGAAGGACAAUACGUGUCUGUAUUGUUUUCGGAGCCACUCGACGGGCAAAUUACAGUGCAAACAAAGUGUUGUGAGGGGUCCAACGUUCGAUCUCCAGUCGACAUCUUGCGACCAUUUCUCGUUCAAAUAAUAGAUAAUGGGGAAGAGAUGUCACCGAACAUUCUCAUCCGUGCACACCAUGCAAUCUACGAUGGGUGGUCAAUGGACAUGAUUAUUGCAGAUGUCUCGUGCAUUGUCAAGGGAGGAGUCCCUGCAUCUCGGCCACAAUUCAAGCAGGUUCUUGAUUUCCAAAGCCAAGUCACAAUAGAAGAUGAAGAUGAUUCCAGAGCAUUUUGGACUAGUAAUCUUCUCGGUUGGAACAAGAUAUCUUUCCCCAAACUUGUUGGCCAAGCACCGUCUGAUCAGAUCUUGUCAGAGGAGGCUUUUUUGAGAAUAUCUCCGGACAUCGUUCAAAGCAUGUCUCUGUCCCAUGGAAUAAGUAGCCAGGUGAUAUUUCAGGCAGCCCUGGCGAUGACAUGGCAAGGGGUGGUCGGAAAUUCGGACAUCUUACUCGGUUCGGUUGUUUCGGGAAGGACUAUUCCCGUUCCUGGCAUCGAGCGUAUUAUUGGUCCUUGCAUUGCGGCAAUGCCGCUGAGAAUCGAUACCAGUAAUAUGAACGCGAACAUUGAUGCUCUCAAGGCUAUUCAGGCCCAAAAUCGCGCAAUUAUGGAACACUGCAGUGUCCCGUUGGCUGAGAUUUGCAAACUCGCACGUCUCGCACCCUCAGAGUCAAUAUAUGAUGUCUUAUUCGUGUAUCAGCAGUCCCUAUAUGAAUGGGAAUUGCAAAAUAGUGUCAUGAAACAAAUCAGACACAUAGAUAGGCUCGAUACAAAGCUUCUGGUGGAAGUUGAGCCUAGAAAAGACGGAUAUGCACUGCAAAUGACGUAUCAUUCCUCGGUUCUCUCCGGAGAUUUUGUACAACUCUUGGUUGAGCAGAUGAAGGAGCAUUGCGAGAAGAUUCUUGCCCAACCCACCGGACCGCUCAUGCUAUCAAAACAUCUCGAGGGGUUAGAAAUGUCAAUCUUCCGCGAAAAAACAAGAGUCGACAAUGAGCCUGCGGACGUUGCAGCUCUAUUCAAUGCAUCACUUAUGCGAAAUCCUCUUGCAGAAGCCAUAAGAUUUGUCGCACGUACGGCGGAAGGAGAAUUGAAAGAGUCGACGCUAUCCUAUUCGCAAUUGAGCACUGCUUCAAACCAAAUAGCUCAUUACAUUCGCGGCUCCGGAGCCGAAGUGGGCGAUGUUAUUGCCAUCAUGAUGAAUAAGUCUACUACGUUAUACACUUCGAUUUUGGGUAUAAUUAAUGCAGGGUGUGCUUACUUGCCUAUCUUACCCACUACACCUAUGGAACGGGUACGCGAAAUACUUCGACAAUCGCAUACUAAAUAUUGUCUUGUUGAAGACGAGGUGGCUUGUUGUGCACAUGAAUUUCCCAACUCAACCACCGUCCUGAACAUGAGCACCGCAUCGUUUCGCACCAUGCCUUCAAAUCCACCAUUCGUCCAGCCCGAUCCGGAUCGCCUUGCAUACGUCAUUUUCACCUCGGGAACGACGGGGGUACCCAAGGGUGUGGCAGUUUCGCAAAGAAACCUGGCUAGCAAUAUUACCUACCUGGAUACUAUCUAUCCGAAAUCAGCUCAGCCCCAUCUCCUUCAAGCGUGCUCUCACGCCUUUGAUGUAUCCGUCUUCGAAAUAUUCUACGCAUGGUAUGCCGGCAUGUGUUUAUGUGCUGCGCCCAAUGAUGUCAUCUUUGGAGAUCUAGAAUACUGGAUCAGAGAGCUGCAAAUUACACACCUCAGCUUGACCCCUACUGUUGCAUCUCUAAUAGAUCCCAAAAAUGUGCCCCAAGUCGAAUUCCUUGUUACUGCUGGAGAGCCUAUGACCACGUCAGUACUUGAAAAAUGGGGAAGUUUACUAUUUCAAGGAUACGGCCCGUCAGAAACAACAAAUAUUUGCAGCGUCAAGAGAAUGUCCAGAGGCGAUAAUAUCGAACACCUCGGCUGGGUUUUCCCAAACACGUCCGUCGUUGUCAUGGUACCAGACGGCCUAGAUGCAGUACCCCGUGGCUGGGUUGGCGAGUUUUGCUUUGGCGGAAGCCAAGUCGCCAAUGGCUAUCUGAACGAUACAACUCUGACAACUCAGAAGUUUAUUGACCAUCCAUCAUUUGGAAGACUGUAUAGAUCUGGAGACUUGGGUAGAAUGCUCCCUGACGGAUCGUUAGUCAUCAUGGGCCGACUCGAUGACCAACUGAAGCUUCGUGGCCAACGAAUUGAGGCGCAGGAAAUUAAUAGUAUUUUGACAAGCACAGAAUUGGUGACCACCGCAGUGACCAUACUGGUGCAGAGCAAGUCUGGUCGGUCGAACCAGUUGGCUACAUUCUAUAAGCCAUCCAGCGCUGUGUCAUCUUCAAACCCGCUGGAUGUAACGAAAAGCAGUAACCAAAUGCUUUUUGCCACUCUCAAGACGAAAUUACCGGCAUAUAUGGUGCCUUCCUAUCUUGUUCCAGUACCGUACGUCCCGAUGACAUCUAGUGGCAAGGUGGAUAGACGACACUUGCUACAUUGGUUCGAGGGCCUUUCAAGCGCGUAUCUGGAGGACGCAUCUCCAGCACUCAAUCAACCCAAUGUUGCUGAAAGUUGGUCUGAUAUUGAGUCAAGAAUUGCAACAGCCAUAUCCGAGUCAAUGCAUGUCUCCCUGAACGAGAUUGGACGAUGGACCCCAUUCCUAACUCUAGGAGUUGACUCGAUUUCUGCGAUUGGGUUGGCUAAGUCAUUAAGAACGCAUUUAGAUUCCCAAGUUGCAAUAUCUGCAAUUUUACAGAACCCUUCUGUUGCUCAACUUGGCCACUUUCUAGCCAGGGAUGAUGGCAAAGGCCUUGCUGAAUUAUCCAGCAAGAUGAAAACGUCGUUCGAAACAUUUGAGAGAGAAGUUGGUGGCUCUUUAUCCGACAGGAUACAGGAUUUAGAGGCUAUUUUGCCUUGUAUGCCGCUUCAAGAAGCCAUGUUGAUACAAGGCCAGGAAAGUUACUACAACAGAAUACUCCUCAGGCUACACGUGUCGCCUGAAGAGAUGAAGACGUAUUGGAGACAACUGUCCAACAGACACAGCAUAUUAAGGACAUGUUUUGUUACGACAACUAAUUCAAGGUAUCCUAUUGCUCAAGUAGUUUUGCGCAACUGGGAUCUUCCGUGGAGAGAAUUCGAAGUUACUGUGCCAUCACUUGAAGGAGCAAGCCGGGAGCAUCUUAAUUCGCUUCCUGAUCCUCUGGAUUCUUUGGUACCUCCAUGCUCCCUAGGUCUCAUUCGAUAUAAAGGGUCUAAUUUUCUGUCUUUCAUAUGUCAUCAUGCUUUGUAUGAUGGCAUAGCCAUGGAGAACCUGUGGAGAGAGGUUGAAGCAUUGGCUCAAGGAUGUCAGCUGCCAGACGCUGUAUCAUAUCUGCCGUUUCUCCAACAGGCCCUUUCUUUGCCAGUAGGAGUGGAGUCUUUCUGGCAAGAGCAAUUCCGAGGGUUUCAAUCAUCAACCGCCUUUGCAAGGUCAGCACGAUCAGGCAUCAAUCAAAGUACAAACUCUGUGUCCAUUGAUAUGAGUUUCAAAGAUAUCCAGCAAAGAGUUAGAUCUUCAGGAGUGUCGCUACUAUCACUUUGCCAGGCAUCCUGGGCAGCAGUUCUGGCGUGUGUUUUCGAUGACCCAGAUGUUGCUUUCGGAAAUGUUGUUAGCGGUCGUACGAUAGGCGUUGAUGGAGUUCAUAAGUUGGUUGCACCUUGUUUUAAUACGGUUCCCGUUCGUUUGGACACGUCACGAAGUGCGCAGAACAUUGACUUGGUCAAAGCCUUUCAGGAGCUGAAUUCAAAGCUGCUGCCUUAUCAAUUCUCACCCUUAAAGCUUGUACAGAAAGUUGUUGGAGGUCGACGUCGACAUCUAUUUGAUACCUUGUUCCUUUUGCAACAACCUCUGAAAGAAAUGGACAAGAAUGUAUGGACCCUCCAGGAAGAUGUUGGCAACAUGGAUGUCCCCAUUGUGUGCGAAGUUAUACCAUGCCCAAACUUGAACUCUAUUGUUGUCAACUUGCAUUACGACAUGGAUAUGAUCACACCCGACCUCGCGUCGGUGGUCACGGAUAUGUUCAAGUUUAUUAUACGAUCAGUGGUAUCAUUACCUUUUGGACCGGUCCCAAGUCGAUCGACCAUCCCGAGCCACUUCUCGCAGGGCCUAUUAGGUCUUGUGUUAAAGAGAGAAAGGUCCGAUGAGGAUUCGAUCGAGACGACUAGUAGCCAAUGGUCUAGUCUUGAAAUGAAGAUACGAAAGGUUAUUUCCAACAUUUCAGGCGUAUCGGAAGCCGCCAUUCGCCGAGAAACAACCAUCUUUCAGGUUGGACUGGACAGUAUUAAUGCAGUUCAAGUUGCAUCGGCACUACGAUCUCAAAACCUACCUGUGUCAUCAUCUGAUGUCAUAGAGUGUUCUAGCUGCAGCAAACUGGCAUCUAGAAUAAGCCAAAACUCAGAAGAGCUAAAACAGGAGAACGUUUGGAUAGACUUCUCUGCGUUCCAGAACCAAGUAAAGCCAUAUGCUCUGGAAAAACUGCGGCCUACCACGGAAAUUGAAGCCAUUCUUCCGUGUACUGCAGUGCAAAAUGCUAUGCUAAUGGCGUUUAUGCACUCAGACGAGGCAAACUACCUCAAUUCGCUCUCCUUCAAGAUCAAGGAAACUGUAGAUCUCAAUUCUCUAUUUGUCGCAUGGCAACUACUUCAUGGUCAACACCCGAUGUUACGCACUGGGUUUGUCCCCGUUUCACACACAGGCAGCACGUUCGCAAUGGUCAGACAAAAAUCCACUAGCCUAACGCACCCGAUUACAUUGUUUGACAGACUGCCAUUUGUCUUGGAGGAUUGGAAAGCGGAGUGUAGAUCAUUCAUGCUUGCAAACUUACAUGAACCAGCCUGGAGAGUGGCCUUGGUGAACACCGGCUCACAGAUGCUUAUGCAUAUUGUUAUACACCACGCACUCUAUGAUGCGCAAUCUCUAGAUGGCUUAUUCCAAGGUCUGUCUUGCUUCCUUCUAGGGGAAUCGUGCACUUUCUCCAACAUUGAGCCCGCUCUAGCGGACGUAUUGUCGAGAGCAAAAUCCGAACUAUCAGAAGGAAAGAAAUUCUGGGAAGAACAGGCGGUGCGGGUAGUGGUGAACAAAUUUCCCAUCAUGACCUCACUUCGAGAGCCAGUGGGAAGACUCACUGUUAACGAACACAUUUCGUCCAUGUCCGUUGGAGAGCUACAAGAGGCGACCCAAGCAGUAGGUGUAUCGUUACAGGCUGCGUUGCAAGCCAGUUGGUCGCGAAUAUUGGCGUCUUACCUAGGAGAACAGUCUGUUACCUUUGGCGUUGUACUGGCCGGGAGAACUUCAGACGAAACUGCCGACUCCCCAUUCCCUUGCCUUGUCACGCUGCCCAUCGUGGCAGAAGCAGAAGACUCUAAUAUGGGGUUGCUGCAGAAUAUGAUGGCGUACAAUUCCAACCUAUAUAAGCAUCAGUUUAACCCUUUAGCGGAGGUUAAGAAAUGGCUAGGUCAUCCCGCCUCACCUAUAUUCGACACCGUCUUGGUAUAUCAGAAGACAAGCGGCCCACACUUAAACACAGAUCAAUGGAAGUUGAUGGAGGACCUCCCAUCUGUGGAGUAUUCAGUUUCACUAGAAGUUGAGCCGCUUGAAGAUGAGCAACUUCAUCUUCGACUUACGACCAGGUCCGACAUCGUACCACAUGAGCAAGCGGACUUGAUGCUUAAGCAGUUCGACGCUAUGUUGACUCACUUAUUGAAGCACCCAAAUGCGACGCAGAAUGAGAUUUACAAAUACCAUCAAAGUUUGUUUUCCAUUACUCCUCCCAGAAUACCUGUAAUUGAUGCACCGGUUGAGUUUGUACAUCAAUUCGUCGAGAGAAAUGCUGAGUUACAACCCAACUUCCCAGCUCUGGAGUUUGUUUCAGAUUUCAAUGGCACGCCUUCUUCAAAAAUGACAUGGACUUACAAAGAAUUGGAUGAUCUCGGAAAUCAAGUUGCUCAUUUGUUGUCCAAGGUUGUUCGUGUGGGAAACAUUGUGGCUGUUCACUUCCCCAAGUGUCCCGAAGCGUACUUCUCGAUAUUGGGCAUUCUUAAGGCCGGCUGCUCGUUUGUGGCUCUAGACCCUGACGCCCCCAAAGCACGAAAGGAGUUUAUUCUUGAAGACUCCAAAGCUGCAUGUUUGUUGAUAACGAACAACUCUGAUCUACUCUUUUCUGUCAAGAUACCCGCCAUCACUAUUAAUGAGGAGAGCCUCCGAUCACAUCCAUCCGACCCAAUUAUGCAUGGCGAGGCGUUCACACCACAAAACACUUGCUAUUGUCUGUAUACCUCAGGUACUACUGGAACUCCUAAAGGAUGCGAAAUUACACAUGAAAACACCGUUCAAGCCAUGAUGGCAUUCCAGCAUCUUUUUCAAGGCCACUGGCAGAAGGAUUCCAGGUGGCUGCAAUUUGCAGCAUUGCACUUUGAUGUUUCUGUGCUUGAGCAAUAUUGGAGCUGGUCUGUUGGAAUUACGGUUGUUGCCGCGCCAAAAGACUUCAUACUGGAUGAUCUCACAGGGUCUAUUAGCAAGAUGGAAAUUACACACAUAGAUCUGACACCCAGCCUGGCGCGGCUCAUCCACCCGGACCAGCUUCCAAAUCUAUGUAAGGGUGUUUUUAUCACUGGAGGAGAGCAGCUGAAUCAAGAAAUACUGGACUCCUGGGGGCCCAAGGCAGUGAUUUACAAUGCCUACGGGCCGACCGAAGCAACUAUAGGUGUCACAAUGUAUCAACAAGUCCCAAUUAAUGGCAGGCCAAGUAAUAUCGGACGACAAUUCCCAAAUGUCGGGUCAUACGUCUUUCAACAGGGCACUGAUAUUCCGGUACUGAGAGGGGGCGUAGGGGAGUUAUGCGUGUCGGGAAAACUGGUCGGCAAAGGUUAUCUUCAUCGGCCAGAGUUGACGAACGAGAGAUUCCCCAAACUUUCAGAAUUUAAUGAGCGGAUCUAUCGGACGGGAGAUCUCGUGAGGAUUCUUCAUGACGGAUGUUUUGACUUCCUUGGCAGGGCCGAUGACCAAGUCAAGCUGCGGGGGCAGCGUCUGGAAAUUGGUGAGAUAAAUCACGUCAUACGAAACAAUACCUUGGGGGUCAAGGAUGCUGCUACCCUAGUCAUGAGGCAUGGAAGUAAAGAUGUCUUGGUUGCAUUUCUGGUUGGAGAGGGCGAAAAGGCGUCCGAUCUCUGCAUGGUGUCUGAUGAAGAUGCAUUGGGCGCCAAAGCGCGAGCGUCGUGCCUCGACAGUUUACCUGGAUACAUGGUUCCUACGUAUUUUAUUCGACUAUCGCGUAUUCCGCUUUCACCAAACAAUAAGGUUGAGGCCAAGGAGCUGAAAAUGCUGUUCCACAGCCUCCUCCCGGACGAGCUCGUGAAGCUCACAGGGCGAGACACAACAUCUUCAAGCAGCGAGAUAGAUGCAGCUGUUAUGAAACGUCUUAUUGAAGCGUUGGCGUGUUUUACUUACCUGCCUACAUCCGCAAUACACGAGACAACAAGUAUAUUUGAUAUCGGGGUUGACUCAAUUUCUGCCCUGCAACUGUCUACCGCACUGAAGCGCGGCGGGUUCCCCAAAAGCACGCCUGCCAUGAUACUGCGCAGUCCUAUUGUGUCAGAUCUGGCCCGGUUACUUUCCAGAAAGCUUACGUCGACGAAAGAACGUGACGAAACAAAGGAAAUCGAGCAAGUAUUACGAGCGUACCAACAGCGAUAUCGUGCUCUUGUCUGCCGCGAGCUGCGGGUGAAGUCUGCCGACAUCGAAUACAUCGCACCUUGUUCACCCCUCCAAGAAGGAAUGAUAUCGGCUGCUGUUGCAGAAGAAGGUUCCCAUAUGUACUUCAACUCGUUCGACUUUCACGUCAAAGAUGAUGUACCAAUGGACAUGGUGCGUCAUGCUUGGGAGACGACCAUCCGCGACCAUUCAAUAUUGCGAUCAGUCUUCGUAAAGACAAUAGAUGGGUAUCUUCAAGUCGCUUUGCAUGGAAUUGAUAAUUUCUGGCGGGAUUUGGUUGCCAGUGAUGACGGAGAUGUUGACAAUAUCCUUGAGCAGGCAAGGUUGAGCUGGACCAGAGACAACACCCUUCAUAUUCUAUCGCCAUUGCAAUUGAUCCAGGUGAAAGGACCUGGGAAACGAGCUCUCCGACUCUAUAUCUUCCAUGGGCUUUACGAUGGAAACAGUUUCAAUCUUAUGAACGAGUAUGCUUCGUGCGUCCAUCUAGCAAAGAAACCGCCAACUCGACCUAGCUUUGUUGAUGUCUUAACACACGGUCCCUUACGCAAUUUUGACUUCUGCAGGCCAUUUUGGGCCAAACAUUUAGAACAUUGGCAGCGCUGUGAAAUGCCCAAGAUUUCGCCGCUCGCCUCCAACAAUGCAGAGAUCGUAUCAUUGUCUAGACGCCUUACAAUCAAACGGUUAGAUGAGCUUCGUCGCCAGCAAAGCGUUACUCUUCAAACAAUUGUUUUAUCCAUCUGGACAAUUGUGCUCCAGAGGCACGUCUCCAAACCAUUUACAACCGGCAUAAUCGUUGCUGGCAGAUCGUUGGACGUACCGAAUGUUGAGAAUACUAUGGGCCCCUUAUUCAACACUGUCCCCUUUUUUAACUUGACUUUGAAUGGUCUCUCUUGGGAGGCGCUGGUUCAAAAAUGCCACAAGUUCAACACUGAUAUCCUUUCUUUUCAACAUGUACCACUUCGUGAUAUCCAGAAGUGGUGCUCAGAUGGUCAAUCGCUGUUCAAUAAUCUCUUUGCUUUCCAACUGGAGAAGCCAGACCCGAAUCCUGACGCUAUACCAUGGACCAUAAUUGACAAUAAGGCCACCAGCCUUGACUAUCCGCUAGCAUUCGAGGCCACUCGGACAAAGGAUGGCCAUCUUAGCCUCUAUCUGGUUGCUCACCCAGAUAUUGCUGAGGAAGAUACAUUGGAGCAAAUGCUUGAUCACUUUGAACAAGUUGUGUUGACAGUUGAACCUGGUACAGUGAUUGCUCUGCCACCACACAGCAACUUCAGCUUUCCCAAAAAUAUCAAGCCAGAACCAUUCAGCCCCAAGACUUUCGUACCAGAGAGGCUUCACUGGACUCCGGUUGGCUUAGCACUUAGGGAUGAGUUCUGUACGUUCGCCAAUAUUCCUGCAGAAGACGCUUCUCCUGGCACCUCAAUACUGGACCUCGGAAUAGACAGUAUUGAUGCUAUCAAAAUUUCCGCUAGGCUUGCAAAGAGACACAUAAAACUGUCCGCAUCUCAAAUAAUGCGCCACCAGACGAUUUCGGCGAUUGCUGCUACUGCUUCAAAUCUGAAUCACGACGCUCUACUAAAAAGCUCCAUCGACACAGGCAAGGCUGAGAUUCAGUCUCGUCUGCAUUCGUACAUUCAGGGCCAAGGAGUUGAUCCCAACAAUGUAGAAUUGGUUCUCCCAUCUACUGCGCUUCAGGAGUCCAUGAUUUCAGCUAUGGUACAAUCAGAUUUCCAAUUGUAUUUCAAUCACGACAUCCUGGAACUGGAUAAAACAGUUAGCCUGAGCAAGUUGAGAGAUGCCUGGUUGGAAGUAAUCAAAUCAUCGCCAAUACUCCGCACGGCCUUUUUCGAGAUCGAUGACAAUAAUCCGGAUAUGGUCUACUGCCAAGUCGUGUAUAAGCAGGCUACCGCACCUGUUGCUAUGCAUAAACUUGCUGGUGCUUCAAGCUUACAAGACUUGAUGAAGACGGCAACAGAGACCGCCAUCCGAGGAGAGGCACGGAAUAACCUUUUUCAAGUGUCUCUUGUUUCCACUGACAGCCAGAACUAUAUGGUUCUCUCCGUAGCGCAUGCCCUCUACGAUGGCUGGUCAUUGGCGCUCUUGUACAAUGAUCUAGCAAAGGCAUAUCGGUCCGAGUUAGAGCCGCGAAGAUACUCGGAGGUUCUCAUGUCUCAACCUAUUAUAUAUGAAUAUUCCGACGUAAAUGGCUUCUGGGGAACAUAUCUCGCUGACGCUAGCCCGACUGUAUUCAGAUCGGGUCGCCCUUCAGCUCCGCUAAAUCCCAGCAAUAUUAUCAGGAACGAGCAUUUGUCAUCAAAGUCCCUAACUGAAAUCAAUAUCUUUUGCAAGAAGACCUCGAUUAGCCUGCAGUCAUUGUGUAUGGCAUGUUGGACAGCAGUCGCUGCGCAUUUUACGCGGUCGCUGGACACAGUCUUUGGAAUCGUUCUCUCGGGGCGAGAUUUCGAAGGUGCUGAUGAGCUAGUAUUCCCAUGCAUGAACACUGUCGCCGUCCGUUCAGUCAUACAUGCGAAUGUGUCUAGUUUUCUCAGAUAUAUGGAGGCCAAUCUUGCGGAUAUACGCGAUCACCAAGGAUUCCCACUUCGGAAGGCACAGGCAGCCGCAAAGCUCGGCGGCAAAGAGCUCUUCAACUCAUUGUUCAUUUUACAAAAGACGCCGAAUAUAGAGGCUUCGGGUUCAAUGUGGAGGUCUAUCGGCGGCGCAUCUGCAGUAGAGUACCCGGUUUGUGUCGAAGCAGAGCCGAUCCAAGACCGACUUUGUUGGCGCAUUGCGUGCAAAUCAGAUGUAUUGUCACAGCUCGAUUCAGAAGACGUGCUGGUCAAGUUGGAUCAGAUUUUGAACUUCUUCUUAGACUUUCCUGAGUCCGAAAUUCUGUCAUUUACAGAUGGCCUCGUUUCUAUCUGUGCAUUGCCUCAGAUAGCAAUAGAGGAGCAGCCAGCCAACAGUCAUACGACUGCCACAGCCGACGAUGAUAUGGAUGAUGCAUACUCGUGGAAUCACACUGCCCUCCUCAUCCGCCAGAUCCUUUCAGAUGUUUCAUCUUUGCCGAUCGAGUCCAUUUUGCCCACGUCCACGCUCUAUCACCUUGGACUGGAUUCCAUUAGCGCUAUCAAAGUCUCCAUGAUGCUGAGAAAGGUCCAAAUUGACCUCAAGCCACGGGAGCUCAUUGGAGCCGAUAGCAUCAAAGAAAUUGUUCGGCUCGCAGAGCUAGAUCACAAACCUCAAAAGGAAGAAUCUUUUAAUGCUGCCCAAUUGAAGCUUCCUGCUUCUGUAUCCCAAGAAAGCCUGCUCAACCUACACAAUAUCCUCCAACAGGAUGUCGAAGCCGCUCUACCUGCCACUCCUUUGCAAAUUUAUAUGCUGAGCGCAUGGCAAAAUUCCAACGCCUCAGUAUUCUUCCCCGAGUUCUGUUACGAGAUUAUUGGAGACUAUACCUAUGAGCAACUUGUGGAAGCAUGGGAUCAGGUUUGGAGACACAUCCCAAUUCUACGUGUUCGUUUCAUGUCCACCGGAGAUAUAGAAAUGCCCUGGAUUCAAGUUAUUUUGAAGCCUAGUUCAAAUUCCUCAGGUCACAUGUCUGAGCCCUUGUGGCGUUUUUCCGUCUUGAAAGUCGAAGACGGAGGUUCUUGGCUGCUGAGACUGAGCAUCCACCACUCUCUAUACGAUGGCUUCAGCUUGCCCAAACUCGUGCAGCUUUACUACGAAGCGAUACAGAACACGGCAGAGAGCGCCAUUACUCCCAACGUAGAUCUCAUAAGCUGGCAGAAUUACACGAUCAGGCCAACACUGAAAGCAAGCAUUGAUUCCAGAAAUAGAUUCUGGUCGGAAUACUUGGUCGGGUGUUCGACAUCUCCUGGCUCCCCGAUACCAUAUGCAAGCGAGCGUGUGUCAUAUAUACGACGUCACGCCUUCCUCAAAACUAAGGAAUUACAGCAAGUUGCAUCGUCACACGGCAUAAGUCUACAGUCUCUCUUUUUGGCCGCCUAUGCCAAGACCCUAUGUGUCAACGUCGGAGCCCAAGAUAAUACACAAUCGGUCAUCUUCGGUAUUUACCUAGCCAAUAGAGACACGGAGACUGACAACUUGGAUGAGACAUAUCCAACAAUGAAUAUUGUCCCCCUUCGCGUCCAAAUCGCCCCAGGAGACAAUUUGAUCAAGGUCGCUGCAGCCAUCCUGAAAGACUUGCAGCUUAUUCAAUCCAAUGGCAGGGCAACUGUCGGGCUUUGGGAAAUCUAUGAAUGGACGGGCAUACAGAUUCAGAAUUUUGUCAACUUUCUUUCGCUCUUGGAUGAUGACGCCAACUCAGGAAAACCUGGGCUCGUACGAAGGAGGACAGAGGAUAAGUUAUCUACAAAGGGCUUAGAUCUCCUGAAACAGCCUUGGCUGCAGAACAAUGCUGUGAGGAAAGCCUAUCCGGCGUCCCUCGAUAUUGAAGCAUCAGUACACGAAGAUAGUUUGGACAUUGGCGUAUUUGGAUCUACGGAUAGUUUAUCUCAUGAUGAUAGUUCACGAAUCGUGGAUAACAUAAUUCAGCAUCUUGCAAGCGUGAAAUUAGCAUAG